This is a messenger RNA of Sesamum indicum (sesame), 1027 nucleotides long. The record is from RefSeq and is a predicted model, not a curated record. Lineage: Eukaryota; Viridiplantae; Streptophyta; Magnoliopsida; Lamiales; Pedaliaceae.
UCUAGUAGUGAAGAAAUGUUGGUAUGAGAAGAGCAAUGUAGUAAUCCUAGACGUUCUGUUUUGACGCAAUACUCUCAACACCAUAAUAAUAUCCAGCUGUGUUACAAACAAACCCUAAACUUCACUUUUACCACACAUAUAAAUACCUCUAUAAAUAUGGCGUUGCUGCCUACAUACAUAUGAUCUUCUCCCUACACACAACUACUCAUCACUUCAUCACACCUAUCUAUAUAUAUAUCAUUCAUCUUCACAUAUAGAUUAACAAAAAUCAUGGAUUUGGCUCAAUCAUCUGAACAUCUUUGCUAUGUCCGCUGCAACUUCUGCAGCACUGUUCUUGCGGUAUAUAUAUUAUUCCUAGAGAGAGAGCUGGAGACAGUGACUGUGAAAUGUGGGCAUUGCAGCAACCUCUCGUUUCUCAGCGCCAAGCCUCCUAUUCAACCUCAAUUCUAUGAUCACCAAACAACUCUUCACCAGCAGACUAAUUUCUGCAGUGAAUUUAAGAAGGGGCAGUGUUCAUCUUCAUCUUCAUCAACAUCGACUGAGCCCUUGUCCCCGAAAGCUCCAUUUGUGGUCAAACCUCCGGAGAAGAAGCACAGGCUUCCAUCUGCCUACAAUCGGUUCAUGAAGGAGGAGAUACAGCGCAUCAAGACAGCAAAUCCAGAGAUCCCACAUCGAGAGGCUUUCAGUGCAGCUGCAAAAAAUUGGGCUAGGUACAUUCCAAGCUCCUCAGAAGGGUCUCUUUCCAGCAGCAGCAACAAUGGCUGAUUAAUUAAUAUGAAGGAAGGUGAAGCAAAAGAAGAGACAAGGGGUUACCAAGAAUCGUUGCUGCAGCUUAUAAAUCUGGAGGCACUUUUUGCCAUGGAAAUUAAUUAGUCUAGUAGUUUGCUUAUUUAGUUUUAGUUCUGAUCAGGCUUUAAUUUGUUCGAUGAAAACUAUGCUUGCUAAACAUGGUAUAAUUAAUUUAUAAACUAUGUGGCAUCGGACAUAUGUUAAUGGAUAUAUUAUGGUUUAUGUGUCCUUAAUUUGG